UUUGUGAUUGUCUGGAGAAGAGGUGCUGCCCUCUUGAGUGCAGGCCAACAAAUGAUCUCACGUGACACACGAUUAUCACUAAGCGGAUAUAAUCUACAGAUUAGAGACAUUCAACAUUCCGAUCAGGGUGAUUACACGUGUCAAAUCGGUGAUGGAUCCCCCGGGGACUUGAUACAUACCAUCGAGAUAUUAAUGCCACCCAGUAUACAAAUGGUCCCGGCGAAUGGUCAAACCACUACCCGCAAAGGGGGACCUGUGUCUUUCGAAUGCAGGACUACUGGUAAUCCUAAUCCUGUUGUACAAUGGUCAAAAAGGGAUGGUGUGUUACCAACUGGGAUGCAAGUCCAAAGCGGGUAUCUAUUAUCCCUCUCAGAUGUACAGCGUCAACAUGCAGGGGUUUACCAAUGUACAGCUUCCAAUGGGAUUGGACAACCUGUCACAGCAGAAAUAGAACUUCAUGUCCUCUAUCCACCGGAAGUCAAUGUUUUACGUUCAUGGGUCAACGCUGGUGAAGGUCUGGAAGCACGUCUUGAUUGUGUGGUCCAUGCUGACCCUCCUGCAGAGGUCACAUGGUACCAGAACUCAUUCCUUCUACAACCUACAGAUCGUAGGGUUAUGUCCCAUCAAGGACAAACGCAUACAUUGAAUAUACGUAACAUACAAUUAUCUGAUUUUGGUAACUACAGCUGUGUUGUGGUUAAUAGCAUCGGAAAGGAAAAGAAAUUCAUUGAGUUAUCCGGAAAACCGGGUCCUCCUGCUAUCACAAGCUCGCAGUAUUCUAUGCCGCAUGAAUAUAACCUUACUUGGAAUGUGCAGAGUGUGUUUCCUAUCAUGGAGGUUAGGAUAUUAUAUAGGAUGAUACAGAUUAAUUCUACUUACCACCACCCUGGUCAAUGGCAUGAUUUACUAGUACGUCCACAUCAGUCUUUCAACCCCUCAACAUCUGAGCGUUCGCAAAGUUAUCAACUGCGUAAUCUACAAGCAGAGUCUGUGUAUGAAUGUCUGGUGCAGACGAAGAACCAACAUGGUUUCGGGGAGUUGUCUGACUUGCAUCAGUGGUUCACUUCUCAGAAGGGUAGGCCCUUUGUGUCGGCCAAUACCGCGUCCUCUUUUAAUAUUAAAAAUAAUUUGAUUGGUGUUAUUUUAAGCUGUGUUUUAUUGAUUUUUAUCCAUGGCACAUAAUAUUUUAUUUAAGUAUUUAACUGUAUGUAUUUUUAUAUAUUUUAAUAUACCCUGUAUAUUAUGUUUUUGAGCACAUGAUGAUUGUAUGAUUCGAUUGAUGAGUUAAUGUGAAAUGAAAUGAAAUGAAAUUCAAGUCUGCCUUUGAUAAGAAUAAAUAAUUAUUAAACUAUA
Molecule: messenger RNA, 1353 nt
Organism: Dalotia coriaria
Lineage: Eukaryota; Metazoa; Arthropoda; Insecta; Coleoptera; Staphylinidae
Product: lachesin-like
Exons: 5
Coding region: 52-1182 (376 amino acids)
Biological process (GO): synapse organization; homophilic cell-cell adhesion
Cellular component (GO): axon; plasma membrane; neuronal cell body
Molecular function (GO): protein binding; axon guidance receptor activity
Source: RefSeq, a predicted model, not a curated record